AAAAAAUGUAUAGAGUCUAUCUAGUCUAGAUUUAGAGAUCUAGUUUUCUGAGUGAAACGUGGGGGAAUUAAGGAAGAGUCACUCUACACAAAGACAAGUUCUAGAUCUAUAAAUUCUAAAUCUCUAACUAUCAAGUAGAAAUCUACUCUAGAUCUAUAUGAUAAUUAUAUACAUAAGACACUAAGUCAUAGAAUCUAAAUCUAUAAAUAAAUAAUACUAGUGACAAGUGAGUCUGUGAGACUAGACUUAGACUGACACUGACUAGUCAGUAGUAGACUGAAGACUCUAAAUAACUAGACUAGAAGAUGGACAGAUCUAGAUCUAAUUUAAACAACAUGAAAGCUAAAUUAACUAGAGCUAGAGCCACACAGCUUUCAUCUUGCUUGCAAGAUCGCCACCAUGCUGACAAAAUCAAAGAAAAAAAAAGCCUGUCGGAAAAUGCCAGUCUAACUGAUUGCCAACUUGAAGACUUUUAUUGCAAGGUAGCAAAUGGACCAAAAGUUACUUCUCAAAUUCCUGAUGAUGGACCAUUUUGUGCAUAUGUUGGUAAUAUUUCAUCUGAUACCAAAGCGAGUGACUUGGAGCAGCUUUUUUCCAAAUUAGAUGUAGCAACUGUUAGAAUAAUGUGUGAAGGGGGGUGCCCUAGAGGAUAUGCUUACAUUGAUUUCAAGACAAAGGAGUCUUUACUGGAAGCUCUUACUUACAACAACAAGGAGUAUAUGGAUCAUUCAAUUUAUGUAGAUUUAGCCACAGAACAAAAUCAUGGAGCUACUGAUGAUUGUAGGGACCUCUCCAAUGAGCUUGACAUGACAGAUGGUGACUGGAGAGGUGACCCUGUUGACAUGGAAGAUUCUUACAGGGAAAUGUAUUCAAUAGGAUCCGUUCUUGAAUUCUCAUUAGGAACUAGCAAGCAUUGGGGGAUUUAUAUUGGAGGAGGGCAAAUAGUUCAUGCUGUGAUCAACAAUGAGAGUUCUGGAUUUUUUUCCAACUUUGUCAUCGAACUAGCUUCAAUUUGCAGAGUUGGCAGGCCAAAUAUGUACAUGGAUGAAGCCUAUAUGAAAUUAUUUUCAAAAGAAGCAGAUAGCCCGAAUGAAAUAGUGCGAAGAGCUUUACACCGAAUAGGGACAACAACUUCCAUGAACAAUCUACAAUUUGUGCAAUAUUGUCUUUAUGGUUCAAAUCACACACUACUGAAGGUUUUGGUGGCAGCACUAGCAGUUACAUUGGCAUUAAUGUAUCCUUCAGUCAUAAAGGCUGCCUUCAUCUUACUUGCAGAAUAUCAAAAUGUCAUCGAUGUGUUGUUUUUUUUAUUGUUUGGAUUUUUUUUGUCAGUAUGCAUACUGUCCCACCAGCCUGGAGAAAAUUUUUCUAGGCCUAGAGCACAAAAAUAGAGCCUGUAAAGUUCAACAUGGCACUGAGUUUAACUUAGUAGCCUUUAAAAACACCUGGUUGUUGGCUGGCAAAAUAUUUCAAGUUUUCAGGUUACUUCUGUAACAUUUAAGAACCCUAAUUUAAUUAUUGAUGUUAAAAUUUGUGAACUAUUUAUUUUUUUAAAAUCUUUUUUAUUUCAACUUUUAUCUUGGCUUCUUGUUUAAUUAGGGUAUUUAGAAUUAUUGUUUACCAGUUUCAUUCAGUCUUUUUCAUGUCAAUUGUAUUUUGUUCUUACUAUAUUCAAAAUCAUAUAUUUUUUUAAAGUACUGUAUACAUACCUACAUGCCAGUAGGAUUACAUUACUUUAUUCAGUUGUCAUCAGUUUCUUUUUUACUUGAUCUGUAUAUAUUUAUGAAAUGUUUUUUUUGUGUUAUGUUAAAACUCAACUUUAAGUUAUUUUUUUUAAAUGAAUGAAAAAAAAAUGUAUCACUUUAUCUGCAGUCUUAUUAAAAGUAGAUGAGUAUCAA
Biomphalaria glabrata is the source of this 1898-nucleotide messenger RNA. RefSeq lists its product as uncharacterized. Gene Ontology annotation, molecular function: RNA binding. The record is from RefSeq and is a predicted model, not a curated record. The transcript is spliced from 11 exons. Lineage: Eukaryota; Metazoa; Mollusca; Gastropoda; Planorbidae. The coding region runs from base 306 to 1391 and encodes 361 amino acids.